CGGCGUGGCCAGGCCAGCUUCCGGCGUCCGUCGGUCAGCUGUGGGGUGCUCUACCCCGGCUGUGAGGACCCUGAGGGCUGUGCAGCUGACUGGCGUUGUGGUCAGCGGGGGCCUUUCCAGAGGACGGCGUGCGGACUGUGGGCUCCAUGUGAUCACCUAUCUGAAAGCCUCCAGUGGAGUCCUAUCAAUGGAGACUUCAUUGGAUAGGGAAUGAAGGAUGGCAGCACGCCGUGCAUUAAAAGCUGUUUUGGUAGAUCUCAGUGGCACACUUCACAUUGAAGAUGCAGCUGUGCCAGGCGCACAGGAAGCUCUUAAAAGGUUACGUGGUACUUCUGUAAUCGUUAGGUUUGUGACCAAUACGACCAAAGAGAGCAAGCAAGACCUGUUGGAAAGGUUGAGAAAAUUGGAAUUUGAUAUCUCUGAAGAUGAAAUAUUCACAUCUCUGACUGCAGCUAGAAGUUUAUUAGAGCAGAAACAAGUCAGACCCAUGCUGCUAGUUGACGAUCGGGCACUACCUGAUUUCAAAGGAAUAAAAACAAGUGAUCCUAAUGCUGUGGUCAUAGGAUUGGCACCAGAACAUUUUCAUUAUCAAAUUCUGAAUCAAGCAUUCCGGUUACUCCUGGAUGGAGCACCUCUGAUAGCAAUCCACAAAGCCAGGUAUUACAAGAGGAAAGAUGGCUUAGCCCUGGGGCCUGGACCAUUUGUGACUGCUUUAGAGUAUGCCACAGAUACCAAAGCCACAGUCGUGGGAAAACCAGAGAAGACGUUCUUUUUGGAAGCAUUGCGGGGCACUGGCUGUGAACCUGAGGACGCAGUCAUGAUAGGAGAUGAUUGCAGGGAUGAUGUUGGUGGGGCUCAGGAUGCUGGCAUGCUGGGCAUCUUAGUAAAGACUGGGAAAUAUCGAGCAGCAGAUGAAGAAAAAAUUAAUCCACCUCCUUACUUAACUUGUGAGAGUUUCCCUCAUGCUGUGGACCACAUUCUGCAGCACCUACUGUGAAACACUGUGUGCAUCUGAAGCGACAUGAAACGCAGCUUCUUCUUGCCUGGAAUGACUCCCUUACCAACUCAGUGCCAGUAUCGGUAGACACAUCCCAGUUAGUGCUGAUCACUUUUUAACCCUCCUUUAUUGUGCAUUAAUUAGAAAGAAGAGUAUUGAAUUGCAGCCCGCCAGUAAGCCUUGCUAAUCCCUUUUAUUUUGUAACUGAAGAUGAGACCCAAAGAAAGGGAAAGCUGAGAUUUUGUGCCAUUCCUUUUAAAAUAUUCAUCAGGUUAGGCGGGGCUGAGAGGGAGAAGCUACCGCAGGGAAGAUUGUUCUCUGCUGUCUCCUCACUGGAAAACAGGGAGGGAAGAAUUCUGACUGUGAAUAAAGUUGAACAGUGGGUUUUAAGUUAUAAAGUAAUGUAUUAAAAGGUGCAUUAGACCUUAGUUCUAAUAUUGAGUUCAACUGUGAAAUCCAUCAGAAGUGCUAAAUGGAGAAGACAGAAGCAGCAAAGUGAAUUGUCCUUUAGACCAAGUGAUACAGUGAAUUUGCUUUAACAGAUGUUGAAAACUAAAUUUUCUACUGUUUUUCCAACACUGGUGACUUCUUUAUCUCUUGAUUAGCCAGAGAUGACUAAUUUAAAUUUAGAACCAGAUUUUAAUUUAAAAUAAUAUUUCCAUUAAUAACCUAUUCAUUGCAGAUACCUAUUAUACUGUGUAACAGUUGUUUUGGAAAUUUUAUGUAAAAUUAAAACUAUCAGUAUUUUACAGAUGUUUUAAUUAGACAUUGUUAUUAACAGGAACAGUACAGAAACUAGAAUCAAGCCUUUAAUGUCUUAUAGACCAUGCGUUUUUGAAGUUAGUGUCCAUUAGGGUCCUAUUAACUGUACAUUUGCAAGAUUUCAUUAUUUUUGCCUCUGACACUAUGGGAAAAAUUUUUUGGAAGCUAUUGGGACAGAUUCAAGCUUUUAUGUACUUGGUUACUACAGCUGUAAAAUGAAAUCUCGUCUUGUAGCAUGGAUUAUUCUUCUCAUGUUAAACCCACCAAAAUGAAGGGGACUAAUAGGUAAUGAUUUUCCUAGUGCAUUUGCAUAUUGUGAUAAUCCUGGGCCUUUGCAGUUGUUUUACGGGGCUCUUGGGCAUUGAAUUAUUAGGAUGUAAUUGUACAUCAUUGUAGUGUUCACCUUACUGAAGCUCACACUGAUGUUAUUAAGCUUCGGGUUUUGAUGCUUGUUUAGAGAUCAGCAGAGUUGGAUGGGAGGGAACAAAGCUAAAUAAAUGGUAGUUUGGUGA
Molecule: messenger RNA, 2271 nt
Organism: Callithrix jacchus (white-tufted-ear marmoset)
Lineage: Eukaryota; Metazoa; Chordata; Mammalia; Primates; Cebidae
Gene: HDHD2
Product: haloacid dehalogenase like hydrolase domain containing 2
Biological process (GO): dephosphorylation
Cellular component (GO): cytoplasm
Molecular function (GO): phosphatase activity
Source: RefSeq, a predicted model, not a curated record